UCCCGCCUCCUUUGGACGACGCCGAGCCGCGGCGACAGCGGGGCUUCAUUCAGCACCUGAGAGCUGCGGCCUGCUGGCACCUGACGCUCUCUGCAGGUGAGGAUGGCCAAGGUGAAGCAGGUGGGCCUCCUGGCCGCCGGCUGCCAGCCCUGGAACAAAGACGUGUGCGCCGCCAGCGGAGACCGCUUCGCCUACUGCGCUACGUUAGCCAUCUACGUCUACCAGCUGGACCAGCAGUACAACGAGUUCAAGCUGCGCUCCAUCAUGUCGGAGCACAAGAAGACGAUCACGGCCAUCAGCUGGUGUCCAGACAACGCCGACCUGUUCGCCUCCGCCUCCGCCGACAACCUGCUCAUCAUCUGGAACGUGGCGGAGAAGAAGGCCGCCGCCCGGCUGGACAGCACCAAAGGCAUCCCCGUCUCCGUCAGCUGGUGCUGGAACUCACCGGACGGCGUGGCGUUCGUGUCGCAGCGCGGCCCGCUGUACGUCUGGGACUACCGAGGGUCCGACGCCGCGGUCACCGUCCACAAGGAGGCGCACUCCUUCCUGUCGGACAUCUGCCUGUUCCGCUGGCACCCGAGCAAGAAGGGCAAGCUGGUGUUCGGACACACCGACGGCAGCCUGUCCGUCUUCCAGCCCGGCAGUAAAAGCCAGAAGCACGUCCUGCGUCCAGAGGCCCUGGAGGGGACGGACGAGGAGGACCCGGUCAGCGCCCUGGAGUGGGACCCUCUGUCCGUCGACUACCUGCUCGUGUCCAACCUCCACAACGGCGUGCGGCUGGUGGACAGCGAGGGACUGUCCUGCAUCACGUCCUUCUGCUUCCCGUCCGCCGCCGCCUCCGUCCAGUGCCUGGCCUGGGUUCCCUCGGCUCCGGGGAUGUUCAUCACCGGGGACUCGCAGGUCGGCGUGCUGAGGGUUUGGAACGUGUCUCGCUCCACGCCGUUGGACAGCUUCAAGCUGAAGAAGACGGGAUUUCACGCUCUGCAUGUGCUCAGCGCCCCGCUGGCCAAAAGAGCUCAGAGCUCCAGUUCUCCCAGUAAGAGCCAGCACACCAGUUCCACCAGCGAGGCCGUCCCUCCGCCGACCCUGUCCCAGAACCGGGCCUUCUCUCUGCCGCCCGGUCACGCCGUCUGCUGCUUCAUGGACGGCGGCUUCGGACUCUACGACAUGGGGGCCAAGAAGUGGGACUUCCUGAGAGACUUGGGCCACGUGGAAACCAUCUUUGACUGCAAGUUUAAACCCGAUGACCCCAACCUGCUGGCGACGGCCAGUUUUGAUGGAACCAUUAAAAUCUGGGACACCAACACGCUGACGGCCGUUUCUACGUCGCCCGGGAACGAAGGCGUGGUUUACUCUCUGUCCUGGGCUCCAGGAGACCUGAACUGCAUCGCGGGAGCGACGUCUCGUAACGGAGCGUUUAUUUGGGACGUCGGGAAGGGGAAAAUCAUCACCCGCUUUAACGAGCACGGUAAGAACGGGAUUUUCUGCAUAUCGUGGAGCCACAAAGACUCCAAGAGGAUCGCCACCUGCAGCGGAGACGGGUUCUGCAUCAUCAGAACCAUCGACGGCAAAAUCCUGCACAAGUACAAACAUCCUGCCGCCGUGUUCGGCUGCGACUGGAGCCAGAACAACAAGGACAUGAUAGCGACCGGCUGUGAGGACAGGAACGUGCGGGUCUACUACCUGGCCACCAGCUCUGAUCAGCCGCUCAAGGUGUUCACUGGACACCUGGCCAAGGUGUUCCAUGUCCGUUGGUCGCCGCUCAGGGGAAUCCUUUGCUCCGGCUCUGACGACGGAACGGUCCGGAUCUGGGACUACACCCAGGACGCCUGCAUCAACGUUCUAAGUGGACACACGGCGCCGGUCCGAGGCCUGAUGUGGAACACCGAGGUUCCGUACCUGCUCAUCUCAGGAUCCUGGGAUUAUACGAUCAGAGUCUGGGACACCAGGGACGGGACGUGUCUGGACCGUCUUCGACCACACGGAGCCGACGUCUACGGUCUGACGUGUCACCACAGCCGGCCCUUCACCAUGGCGAGCUAGCGGGACAGCACUGUCCGUCUCUGGUCUCUCACGCCACUUGUCUGUCCUCUGCUGCUCAACAUCCUGACGGAGACACCCUGGGCGAUCAUCGGGAAUACAGACGCGGCCAUGGUCCCCGGCUCGCCGCCGCUGCUCUGCGGGAAACUGUCCAGAGACAUCAAGCAGGAGCUGGACAAGCUGAGCGGAGACGGCCGGUCCAGAAAGCUGCGCUGGUUUUCCGAGACUUUCUCUCCUCCAGGGGGCAGCAGCAACUUGUGGGACCUGGUGUUCAUCAUCAACGGCCAGGACGACUCGCUGCUUCCUGCCAGCUACAGCAAAGGCGUGAUGCACAUGAAACACCUGGUAAAGUUUAAAACGUCUGAAGCUCAGGAGCUGACGAUCGUCAAGAUGUCGAAAUUCGGCGGAGGAAUCGGCGCGCCGAGCAAAGAGGAGCGUCUGAAGGAAGCAGCAGAGAUCCCCCUGCUGGGUCAGAUCCAGAGGUACUGCGAGCUCAUGGUGGAGCUGGGUCAGUGGGAGAAAGCCUUGGCGGUGGCGCCCGGAGUCUCCAUGAAGUACUGGAAGAAACUCAUGCAGAGACGAGCCGAUCAGCUGAUGGCCGACGAUAACGAUGACGCCAUCCCGUACUGCAUCGCCACCGGCGACAUUAAGAAGCUCGUAUCGUUCUUCACCAGCAGGGGGCAGCUGCUGGAGGCCCUGCUGAUCGUACAGGGAGCGUGUGAAGGGAACAUCCGUUCCCCGCAGAGUUCAUCCAUCAACCACACAACCAACGACGUGGAAAACAGGCAGCAGUACCAGAGCCUCCUUCAUCAUGUCUGUAAGGAACUGGCUGAGUGGUACUUCCAAGAUGGCCGCUCCGUCCUGGCCGCAUGCUGCCACCUGGCGGUCGACAACAUCCAGUCGGCCAUGGCCAGCCUGAUCCGGGGAAACGAGUUGGAGCUGGCUGCGUGCGUGGGACUGGUCCUGGGAGAAGCAGCCAAUCAGAGCACGGCUUACUGCCUGGAGCUGUUGGCCAGGAAGUACAUGACGGCGCCAACAUGGUAGACACGCAGGCUGCUUCUAUGUGAGGAGUUCUGUGUUUGCUGCUGGUCAGUCAGGAUGUCUGUUGUUCUCAGGGAGCUCUCCGCCGACCUGCUGCUGAUGAUCCCUGAUAAUCACGUCUUACUGGCCAAGCUGUGCGCCUUCCACCCAGGAAGUGCUGCAGAGAUCGACCGGCUGCACCAGCGGUGCGGCCUGCCCUCCCUGGAUGAGUGCUCGGAUCUGGCAGUAGCUGCGGCGGCCGACGGCGAUCUGUUCUCCGCCGUGAAGUUCCACCUGCUGAGCUCUGAGCCUGAACUCGCCCUGCAGAUGGGCCUCGGCUUCCUGAAAGAGCAGCUGGCCGGAUCUGAUUGGACGGUGGACGGCGUUCAGCCAAUCCUGGACCUGCUGAGCUACAUCCGGACCGACCGCCUCGUCCUGCCCAGGCUCACCCAAGAGCGCAGUGAGCUGCUGAUCCUGUGCGGUUACAUCGGAGGCCUGCUGGCCAUCAGACGGAGCUACUGCAGCAUCGUUCCUGCUCUCUAUGAAUUCACCAGCCAGCUGCUGAAGCGGCGGGACGUCGGCGUUCCUCUGCAGAUCCAGCAGCUGUCGGCGGAGCUGGAGGCGUGGCGCGCCGCGACGCAGCCGGCAGGUCGGCCAUCGGCUCCUCCAUCAGAGAGUCAGAGGGAAGAGUUCAGCCGCCUGCAGAGGAAGAUCCAGCCUACAGAACCAGGCGCGCUGGUUCUGGUCGGACCCGACUACAUGACGGGCUCCAACCUGCCGAGCCAUUCGGACCUCCACCUGUCCUGCUUCACCGGACACAGGAUCCAGGGUCCGGUGUUCCUACUGGAGGACAACAAGUCGGCCAUUUCUCUGAACGACGCUCUGAGGGCCAAGGUCAACCCGUUCUCGCCGCUCGGAACCGGGCUGCGGAUCAACCCGUUCUGACCUCAACCGGACCGGAACCAGUACCGGGCUGAACAGAACUCUGACUGAUCAAGUCACAGUAUGAAGAAAGUUACAGAUUCAGAACCAGAACCUCCUACUGCUUCUGUUCCGGUUCUGACGGUUCUGCCCGUCCCGGUUCUGUCCCAGAAGCCUCGUCCUGCAUCCAGCUGCAGCUCUGCUGCCGGCUGCCAUCUUGUUUCUGGGGAGAAGAGGCUUCCAGGGUCGUGACCUUUGACCUGCUCAAGGUGAAGCUCCGGGGUUUCUGGUUGUUUCUCUGAACCUUCCGGGAUAACCUCUGACCCCUCCCAGGCUGAAGGGUCAGAGGUCAUCAGUGACUGAGGCCUCUCCAGCGUAGCGUUGUGUGGAAACAUCCAGGAUGCUGCCGAGCGUUUCCUGUUUCGGUUGUACAAAAAUAAAUCUGGUUAUUCGCCUGGAAAACCUGGAACAGAGGGAAGAGCGCAGACCGACGGCAGCCUGGAAAACCUGGAACAGAGGGAAGAGCGCAGACCGACGGCAGCCUGGAAAACCUGGAACAGAGGGAAGAGCGCAGACCGACGGCAGCCUGGAAAACCUGGAACAGAGGGAAGAGCGCAGACCGACGGCAGCCUGGAAAACCUGGAACAGAGGGAAGAGCGCAGACCGACGGCAGCCUGGAAAACCUGGAAUAGAGGGAAGAGCGCAGACCGACGGCAGCCUGGUUCACAUGUUAUGUAAGAGAAUCAGAAACAGGAACUUUACCAGGUGUGCUGAUGUUCAGCAGCAGGAAGGUCCUGGUUUGAGUAUUAAAGCGACUAAUCAGAGGAAAACGAAAACAGCUGAAUCAUCGAUCAAAUAAAACUGAAUUUAUUUUUA
Molecule: messenger RNA, 4857 nt
Organism: Poeciliopsis prolifica (blackstripe livebearer)
Lineage: Eukaryota; Metazoa; Chordata; Actinopteri; Cyprinodontiformes; Poeciliidae
Product: WD repeat-containing protein 17-like
Molecular function (GO): protein binding
Source: RefSeq, a predicted model, not a curated record